This is a messenger RNA of Vitrella brassicaformis, 2708 nucleotides long. The record is from the annotation of a GenBank genome assembly. NCBI's taxonomy places the organism in Eukaryota, Vitrellaceae.
CUCGCUCACUCCAUCUCCUCGAGCCUGCUGAAGUUGGCGGCCAGCGGGCAGCAGGGCCGACCACUGGAGAGUGGGCGGCCUUCGGGCGCGACGAACUGGUCCAUGUGGUCCUGCCACUCCAGCACGGCCAGCGUCUCCUUCCACAGCACUUGCGAGUAGCUCUCCAGGGCCGGCCGCAGGCUCCCCCUCUCAGCACGGCGUUAAGCAACACGCACAGCCCCCACUUGAUAGUCGGCGCGCCCACCCACACGGCCUCCUCCUCCCCCUCGCCAACCAAAAUGCCGUCGGCCCUGAGCAGCCGCUUCAGCUCGCUGGCGGCGAUGAGGUCGCUGUCAUCCUCAUUCUCGGCCUCCUGCUUGACGGCGAUGUUGAGGAGCACCGAUUCCGGCGGCCGGAACCCCGGGGUGCCCUCUGGCGCCUGAUCGGCGGCCAGGCGGCGGGCCAACCGCAGCGGGGUGAGGGCGCUGGUGGCUGGGUCGAGGAACGGCGGAGGGGUGCUGGUGGUGGACUCCACCUUGACCGUGUUGGCGAGGUCGAUGAAGGUCACCGACCUGCCGACAUCAGCCGGCUGCUGGGGCGAUGCCGACCGGAGGGCCGACCACUUCAGAAUGACGUUGCUCCUGAAGUGGUCCGGGCAGACCAGGCCGGCCAAAGCGGCUGCGAUGUGGCCUUGGGUCAUGAGGUCGAGGGCAUUGGUGACGACCAUAGGUCUUGUGCCACCGCCGCCCUCUCCUCGGCCGUCCUGCCGCUGUACCGGUCGGCGAUGACCCCCACGUUGUACUCGGCCCGCCGCGUGUACUCGCCCUUCUCGUCCUUGGUGUCCAGCAGCAGAUCCCGCUGCUCCACAAACUCCUCUGCAACAGACAUCGAACCACACAGACAAGACAGAGAGGGACAGCCAGUGAGUGGGACCGUUGCGUGUGUCGUACUGCGUGUGUUGCCUCACACUCCUGUCACUCGAGGCAUGCCGAUCACCACACAGUCCACAAGGCCAUCCCACCUCGGGCAUCGUGUGGCGUCGGCGUCCUCGAAGAGGAGCUGCAGAAACAGCGGGUUGCCCUCGACCUGGCGCAUGCGGUCUGCCUCCCUCUGCAGCCCCGGCCCUAAAAGCCGUAUAUCGGCAUCUUUGACCACCUUGACGACGGCGUCGAUGGCCUUUGCCGGCCUCUUGGGGUGGGGGAGGCGCUUCUUGACGAUGGCUGUGCUGCCGUUGCUGCCGGUGCCUAUCAAAUAAUCGCCCUCCCCGAAGUGCAGCCCACCGUGUGGUCGGCCAGCGGCUUAGUCAGCUCGAUGGUCGCUGCCUGGGCGCUGCUGCUGCUGUUGUUGUUGCUGCUGCUGCUCAGCUCUUGUGGCCGAGGCGCACCGUCGGCUGCCGACGCCGCGGCGGGCAGAUCGAUCACUCCACUAGAUGACGCCGCGACCGUCGGCACCGCCACAGAAGGGUCGUCCCCACCCUCGUCAAUGACUGCACACAUGCAUCAAGACGACAGACGAUGUGUCAUGAGUAGACAGUGCACUCCUUGUGUCCCCGUGUGUGUGUGUGUGUGUGUGGUGCGUGUGAUGCUCACAUUGUUCCUCUACAUUGGCCAUGGGCUCCUCAUCCUCUGCCAGAUCGUGGAGGCCCACAAAGUGACGCCCCGUCAACGCGUCCGACAGGGCACUCUGCAAUGACGCCACAGUGGCGUCCGCUGGGCACUGGUCUGUCUUGAUGUGUGGUCGGUCUUGAUGUGUGGUCGGCCCGGUAGGUAUCCGCGGAGGAAGGUGGGAGAAGACGUCAAAUAUAAGAUGUAGACAACGAUCUGCACAAAGCGAAGUGAGACAUGCGCACAGCGGUCAAUCGACGUCGUGUGUUGUGACGGCGCCGACAUGUGACAUGCAGAUGCUGGUCGUCGUGUGGCGGUGAAGGCUUCGAACGGUCAUCGGUAUUGGCAGGGAUGAGACGCCUGCAGAGACACGCAACGAUGAGGAAAGUCAGGAGAGACAGUCGACUUGUGUACAGACCUUCGUCGUCGUUCAUCACUCUAGAUGGGCUGCUUCUUGCCUGCGCCAGCAACACACACACACACACACACACACACACAUGGGUAUUCGCAUGUCCACCAGAAAGCCAUGAGUGUGUUGCUGGCUGACCUGCGGUGCUAAUAUUGUUUAUUCUGCGGCCUUCUAGUGGGCUUGCUGGUGCCUUCUAGUGGGCUUAUUCUACCUUCUUACGGGCCUUUCUGUCGUGCCCUACCUCUCUCUGUCCCUGCCUUGGCCCUCCGGUCGUUGUGGUGAGCACCACCCACACCCACCCACCCACCCACCCAUCCACCCACCCACUCGUAUGUAGAAUAUGUGUGGUAUGCAUCCAGACGUACACACGCACACACGCGCACAAAAUGACUGGCUGACCGACCACAAAACACACCAACGAAGCAAGCGAUGCCCCCGUCCCAGCAUGAUAAGGACAGCCAAAGUAAGAUCUUACUACACGCAUGCACCCACGGCCCGACACCUCUGGAAAGGUGCCAGGACGGAGGUGCAUGGGUGGAGAGGAGAGGUGCCUCCAUCACUCCCUGCCUCUCUCAGUCCGCAGCCACGCACACACAGGCAUCCAUCCACCCACCCACCCAUCCAGCCAGCCACACAGCCUGCCUCCCUGGUGUCCAUCUGUCUGUCUGUCUGUCUGAAUGCAUGGCACAAUGAGAGUGAGCGUAUGUAAGGGCAAG